AUGAACCUGGCUUGGCGCGGAGGGAAGAAGGUACGUGCCUGUCUUGGCCCUCACUCGCCCCUCACUCGCCCCUCACUCGCCCCCCACUCGCCCCUUGGACUCCGCGCGUGCCUCCCAACCCCUUUCCCUCCUUCCCGACUCCGCGCAUGCCUCUCAACCCCUCUGAAUCCCUCUGUUCUCCCCCCUCGGAUGCGGCGCGUGCCAGCUGGCAGCAGCCAGGGGGCCCGGAUGCGGCGCAUGCCAGCAGCGGGCGGGCCGGGGUGUGGGCGGCACAAGCUGAGCUUCCAGCGGCUGGCAUUCGAGCCCUCCCUCUCUGCCGUGCUUGCCCGCGCCGCUGCUGCCACCGCUGUCGCCGCUGCUGCUCCUGAUGAGGAUGGUGAUGGUGCUGCUGCUCGUGCUUCUGCUGCUGCGGUUGGUGCUCGUGCUGGUGUUGCUUCUGCUGCUGCUGCUGCUGCUGCUGCUGCUGGUGUUGCUGCUGGUGCUGUGGGAGGACGAGGCCAAGAGAGAAGGAAGAGUGGAGGAGGGGAGGGUGCUGCUGAUGGGUAUGCUGGCGAGGGGGGAGUUGGGGAUGAGGAGGAAGAGGGGGAAGCGGAAGAGGAAGAGGAAGAGGAAGAGGAUGAGGAGGAAGAGGAGGAGGAGGAAGAGGAGGAGGACGAUGGGUUGAACAUUAAUGUGACAUGGAGUGGGCCCAGUAAAGUCAGCACAGGCAGCAAGGAAGGCAAAGGAAGCAAAGGGAAUGAGAAUAUCAGUAGUAAGGUGGUGCAGGAAACGAGGUCUAGGGCUGUGGCAGGCACAGGAGGUGCAACUGGUGUGAGUGGUGUAUUAGUUGGGGGCACGGAUGGUGCAGCAGAGGGUAAGUGGGGGCAGAAAUUAGCAGGGAUGAAAGGGGUAGAGGAGAAAGUUCGUAGGGAGAAAGGUGAAAAAGAGGUGGUGGUGGAAGGAAAAGUGUUUGGGGAGAAAUUGGUGGGGAGUGAGAAGAAGGAACAAGCUGAGAAGACAGGGGAGGGGGGGUCGCGAUGGGACAGGCUGUUUGCUGUUGCUUCGUGUGAUGUGGAGGAGGAGGAGGAGGAGGAGGAGGAGGAGGAGGAGGAGGAGGAGGAGGAGGAGGAGGAGGAGGAGGAGGAGGAGGAAGGGGAGGAAGAGGAGGAAGAGGAGGAAGAGGAGGAAGAGGAGGAAGGGGGUGUAGAGGAGGGGAAUGGGGAAGAGGGGAAUGAGAGAUGGCAGAAAAAUUGGGGAAGGUCAAAUCUGGAGGGAGAGAGCAUGGAAGAGGAAAUAUUGGAAGAAGAUGAGUUGGAGGAGAAGAGAGCGGAGGGUGAGGAGAGUAAGGAGGGUGAGGAGAGUGAGGAGGGUGAGGAGAGUGAGGAGGGUGAGGAGAGUAAGGAGGGUGAGGAGAGUGAGGAGGGUGAGGAGAGUGAGGAGGGUGAGGAGAGUGAGGAGGGUGAGGAAGAAGUAGGGGAGGAGGAGAAAGAAGUCAAGAGGAUAAAGGUAAUGAAAGCAGGAGAGGAGCGAGGGGAGGAGGAGAUGGAAAUGAAGGAGGGGGGUGCAGAGGAGGGGAAGGGGGAGGGGGAGGGAGUGGAGGGCAAGAUAGUGGAGGAGGGUGAGGGAGAGGAGGAGGGAGAGAUAGAGGAGGAGGGUGAGGGGGAUGAGGAGGGAGAGAUAGAGGAGAAGGGGGGAGGAGAGGAGGGAGGUGAGGGAGAGGAAGAGGGGGAGGAAAAGGAGGAGGGCGAGGAAGAGGAGGAGGGCAUGGGAGAGGCGGAGAGUGAAGGAGAGGAGGAGGGUGAGGAGGGUGGAGCAGGGAGUGAGGAUGAGGGAGUAGAUGAAGGGGAGGAGGAGGAAGGUGAGGGGAGUGAGGAGGAGGAGGAGGAUGUGGAGGAAGGUGAGGAAGAAGGGGAGGAUGAGGAGGCAACAGGGGAGGGGGAAGAGGAAGAGGAGGAGGAGGAGGAGGAGGAGGAGGAGGAGGAGGAGGAGGAGGAGGAGGAGGAGGAGGAGGAGGAGGAGGAGGAGGAGGAGGAGGAAGAGGACGAGGAGGAAGGGGAAGGCAAGGGGAGUGAUAAGCGCACAAGAAAGGGGGCAGAAGUGCCUUCGUGGGACAGUCUAUUUGCUUUGGCUGCUGGGGAGGGGCUUGGUGCUGGGGAGGGGAAGGGGAAGGAAGAUGGGAGGAAGGGCUCUGUGACAGAUGGUGGUGUCAGUGGUGGGGGAGGGAAGAGGAAAGGGGCAUUGGAGGGGCCUAGACCAGAGGAGGGAGGGAAACGGGAGAGGGAGGUGGAGGGGGGGUCGUUGUUUGGGGCAGAGCUGGUAGCGCCUGUAACAACUGGCUUCAAUGGUGCUGGUGCUGCUGGGGUUGGUCUUGGUGCUGCUGCUGGUGGUGAGAUUGCGGGGAGAGGGGACGGUGGGGGAAGAGGAUGGAGAGGGGGGAGAGGAGGGUUGUUUGGGAGGGGGAGGGGAAUGGGUGGAAGGGGAGGAGGGUUGGAUGGGGGUGCAGGAGAGGGGGAGGGAGGAGGCUCAUCCGGGGGAGGUAUACCUGACCUGUUGGCUUUGGAGGAAGCGAGAGGGGCAGGUGAUAUGGAGAAGCUUCUGAUGGACAUGGGAGGAAGCUUCCUCAAGUCGGAGGCGGAGGAGGGGAAGUGGAACCGCAAGAAGAAUGAGCUGCGGCUGGAGCUGAAGCGGCAGCAGAAGUUUGCUCUGAGGAAGAUGAUGAAGUGA
Molecule: messenger RNA, 2703 nt
Organism: Closterium sp. Naga37s-1
Lineage: Eukaryota; Viridiplantae; Streptophyta; Zygnematophyceae; Desmidiales; Closteriaceae
Source: the annotation of a GenBank genome assembly